Rhododendron vialii is the source of this 1905-nucleotide messenger RNA. RefSeq lists its product as uncharacterized. The coding region runs from base 290 to 1486 and encodes 398 amino acids. The transcript is spliced from 2 exons. Gene Ontology annotation, molecular function: beta-1,4-mannosylglycoprotein 4-beta-N-acetylglucosaminyltransferase activity. Gene Ontology annotation, biological process: protein N-linked glycosylation; N-acetylglucosamine metabolic process. The record is from RefSeq and is a predicted model, not a curated record. Lineage: Eukaryota; Viridiplantae; Streptophyta; Magnoliopsida; Ericales; Ericaceae. Gene Ontology annotation, cellular component: membrane.
ACCAACACAUACCCACAAGGAUACACCCAACUCACGCUUCUCUCUCUCUCUCUCUCUCUCCCUCUCUCUCCAUCACAAUUGAUAUAAAUUCAUUUUUUUUUUUUUUUGAUCAGAGAUAUAAAUUCAUUCAUUCCUUAUUCUUCUGUUCUUGUGAAGCUUUUGGUUUGUGUGAAAAGCGAGACUUUAUUGUCAAAGAGAAGAGAGACAGCCCUUUUCGGUUGUUUGAAGUUUGAUCUGGGUUUCAGCGGCUGAGAGAGAGAGAGAGAGAGAGAGAGAGAGAGAGAGAGAGAUGUGGAGAUUUGUUGAGAAAAUAAAUACGAUGGCGGAAGGAGGAUCCCAUUACUGCUCUAAGAAGACGGACGAUUUUUGCGGUCGCGACUGUGAUGAGGAGUCAAGCAGAAUGUUGAGCAUGUCGAGAUUGCGGUGCAUUCUGCGAGGAAUGGAUUUGAAAACUUACAUCUUUCUGUUUGUUAUGAUCCCAACAUUCAUUGUUGGGGUAUAUUUGCACGGGCAGAAGAUCUCAUACUUCUUGCGGCCACUGUGGGAAUCACCACCCAAGCCUUUCCUUGAAAUCCCUCACUAUUAUCACCCGAAUGUGUCAAUGGAGAACCUUUGUAAACUACAUGGGUGGGGAAUUCGUGAGUACCCAAGGCGUGUUUUUGAUGCAGUAUUGUUUAGCAAUGAGGUGGAGAUGCUCACCAUUAGAUGGAAGGAGUUGUACCCAUACAUAACCGGAUUUGUUCUCCUUGAGUCAAACUCAACCUUCACUGGAUUGCCAAAGCCCUUGUUUUUUGAGAACAAUCGAGAUCAUUUCAAUUUUGUUGAGCCGCAUUUGACCUAUGGGAAAAUUCCUGGUAAAUUUAGGAGAGGAAAAAAUCCAUUUGUUGAGGAGGCGUAUCAGAGACUAGCAUUGGAUCAUCUACUUAAAGUGGCGGGUAUUUCGGAUGAUGAUUUGUUGAUAAUGUCAGAUAUCGAUGAGAUUCCAAGUAGACACACUAUUGAUCUCUUGAGAUGGUGCGAUGAAAUACCUCCAAUCCUCCAUCUUCGUCUAAAGAACUAUAUAUACUCUUUUGAGUUUCUAGUGGAUGACAAUAGCUGGAGAGCUUCAGUCCACAGGUAUCAAUCUGGAAGAACAACAUAUGCACACUAUCGCCAGUCUGAUGUUCUAUUGGCUGAUGGAGGGUGGCAUUGUAGCUUUUGCUUUCGCCAGAUCGAUGACUUUAUAUUCAAAAUGAAAGCUUAUAGCCAUGUUGACAGAGUGAGGUUUUCUCACUAUAUGAACCCUAAACGAAUCCAGGAGGUGAUCUGCAGAGGGGCUGACUUGUUCGAUAUGCUACCUGAGGAGUACACGUUCAAGGAAAUUAUCGGGAAAAUGGGACCCGUACCCCACUCUUACUCUGCCGUUCAUUUACCAGCACAUCUUUUGGAAAAUGCAGAUGAGUAUAAAUUUCUCUUGCCCGGGAAUUGCAAAAGAGAAGGUGGUUGAUUCAAGUCUGGCCUUGUAAAGGUUGAAGCUGCAGAUAAAAUGACUCCUCAGGAAGGGUUGUAUUGAACGGGCCGAUUGAUUGCAGUUUAUCACCGACUGACCGGUAUAGUUCAGCAGCUACAUCUCCGUUGAUAUUUAUUUCAUUCAUCCAGAAGUUUUAUGGAAAUUUGGAUGAAUGUUGGAUUUCUAGGGUGAAAUCUGUAUAUAAAUUCGUCUUAGGGCAUGUCUCUUUUAUGGGGAGCUUAGCUUUUUGUUGAAUCCGCUAAGUCGCUGGGGGGCAUGUAUGCCUUAUGCCUUAUGCCUUGUUUGUUAUUUUCCAUUGUUGUGGCAUGAGCACUGAGUUUGCCCCCCUGAAGAUGAUAUGUGACUUCUUGUUAGGAGUUUUGAUUUGAAAGCAAUCUAUUCGUUUAUUUUUUGAA